UUUUUUUAUGUCGGCACAACAAAAAUACUUAGGUUAAGUUAAUUUCUAUGAUAUGCCAAGUAUAUUCUAGAACUUAUAUUGAAUCUUUCCAAACGCUGGAUUAAGGUGGUCAAUUUCACGAUCAGACAUCAAAUUGAUUUUUAACGGACGCGGAUGACCUUUGGAGAACUUAGAGGAAAAACUGUUUAAAAAAUCAAAGUAAAUCUUAUAUAUACAAUAUGGUUUUAUACAGUAAGACGGAUUAAAUGCAAUUAAAGUAGUAAUGGAGUCUGAGAAAAACGAUGGAUCAAUUCGUGCUCCUUUAACUGUGGACUGUGUAUUGAAUGGCGACAUUGACUAUGAUCUCCUUAGUCCCAAAGACAGACCCAAACCAUGUAUGCCUUGGUUUGGCUUAGAUAUUGGUGGUACACUAACAAAGCUUAUCUACUUUGAGCCAAAAGACUUUACAGAACUAGAAGAAGAACAGGAAAAAGAAACAGCUAAAAUCAUAAGAAAGUAUUUAGUUGGAAACACUGCCUAUGGAACCUCAGGGAUACGAGACGUUCAUUUAGAAAUGAAGGACCAAUUGAUUGGAGGUCGUAGAGGAAGUCUCCAUUUUAUACGAUUUCCUACCAGUAACAUGGAGGGGUUUAUAGAUUUGUGCAAAGCUAAGCAUUUCAACACUUUAGUCACAGAGAUUUGUGCAACAGGAGGGGGAGCAUAUAAAUUUGAGAAAGAUUUUGUCAAGGCUGUAAACCUCCAUCUCCAUAAGUUUGAUGAACUUGACUGUCUGUUAAAAGGAAUCCACUAUAUCGACAGACACAACGAAAAAGAGUGUUACUAUUAUAAAAAUCCAGAGGAUCCAGAUAGCUGCCAGAAAGUCCCAUUUGAUUUCAAGAACCCUUAUCCCUACUUGGUAGUUAAUAUAGGAUCAGGGGUCAGCAUUUUAAGUGUUCAUGGACCAAACAAUUAUCAAAGGGUCAGUGGAACAAGUCUUGGAGGGGGUACAUUCCUAGGGUUGUGCUGUUUACUGACUGGGUGCCAAACAUUUGAAGAGGCAAUAGAACUUGCAUCUCGGGGGGACAAUAAGAAAGUGGACAAACUUGUUAAGGAUAUCUAUGGUGGAGAUUAUCAGAAAUUUAAGCUCACUGGAGACAUUGUAGCCAGCAGCUUUGGCCACAUGAAUCAAGCAGAGAAAAGGGAGAAAGCUAGUAAGGAGGAUCUAGCACGAGCAACUCUGACCACAUUGACCAAUAAUAUAGGGUCCAUAGCUAGAAUGUGUGCUCAAACUCAGGGAUUGGAGAGAGUUGUGUUUGUUGGUAACUUCCUGCGUGUUAACACAAUUUCCAUGAAACUUUUAGCCAAUGCCAUGGACUACUGGUCUAAUGGAGCUCUGAAGGCCCUCUUCUUGGAACAUGAGGGUUACUUUGGUGCAAUGGGAUGUCUUAUGGAAUAUGUUGGACAUAGUGGCUCUAUAAGUUUUGAUAGAUAUCAGCAAUUUGACCAAUAGAUGUUCACAGAUUAUUCCAUGCAAUACAGAGACUGCUUUAUUACAAGCUCCUGUUCUACAACCAUUUCCAUUCAGAUUUGUUCAAAUUAAAUGUGCUGAGUUGAAAGUACAUUACAGGGUUUUAUAUUCCGUAGAGACCAAAGGUUAGAAGAAGAUCAAUUUUGAUCUGUACAUGUAAUUUUGUUCAUAUCUUUUAACUUGUUCAUUACUGUAGAGUGAACAAGAUGAGGUCCAGGGUCCAAGUCUUAAUGCUAGUUAAUGUUAAAAUACAAUGGGAAGGUAAUUCAUGUGUGCAUAAACAUGUAUUGCUUGAGUGAUAAUGGGCAUUAAGUUUAUUUGUAGAGCUCAAAUUGUUAUAUAUUGUAGAGAGCAUUGAAAUCUGUUACGUGUUUAUCAUAUAGUUUCCCCUGUAGGGAAACUGCUUAAAGUGAUUCAAAAUGAAAACAAAGCUUUAUGCCUAAUAUGUUUUCAUUUAUUGUACUGGUACAUGUAUAUUCAGAUUUUCAUUGUUAUUUAGAUUUAUCAAGAACAAUCAUUAUAUUGGCAGUUUUAUCUUAAUUGACUGGUCAUCAAACAGAAUAAUUCUUGCAAUAGUUAAGUGUCUGGUGUCAGUUCAUCUUUUUUUUGUCCUCCUUGUUAAGUUUUCAUCUAAUUCAACAAUUCACAAGUGGACCACAUUAAUAUGCAUUUGAUUCUUUUUACAAGAAUCUGAUUUCGAUAAAUUUCAUCACCAUGUUUCUUUAAAAAAACACCAGUAACAUUAUUUUAAAAACCAAUUCUCCAGAACAGCAAGUCUCAUUGAAUUAAUUCAAGUUAAGAAAAUAUCUUUACAUUAAAUUUUAUAAGUUCAUUUGCAACAUUUAGAUAAUGAUGAAUGUGAACCAGAAAAGCAAGAGUCUCAUCAGAGACUUCUGAUUAAAUGAGCUAUAGGGAAAAUAAACUAAAAUCAGGGAUGUCAUGUUUCCAUAUUUUCCAUGAAUACACAAGACAAAACGUAAUUUAGCAGGAUUUACUAAUACACAUAGUCAUUUUCCCCAUUUUGAGUUGAGAAGAAAAAAAUUGUAUAAAAAGUUUUUAAAAUCAAUUUCAUUAGAAGUACUUGGGAUUCAGGGUAAUCUUUACAUAAUGUAGCUUAAUUUAAAGAAACAAAAUUAUCUUGCCCAAUAGUAAUUUUCAUUUAACAUGUUACUUUUCUUUAAACAUGUUACAUU
This is a messenger RNA of Saccostrea cuccullata (small rock oyster), 2700 nucleotides long. Its product is annotated as pantothenate kinase 3-like. The transcript has 7 exons. The record is from RefSeq and is a predicted model, not a curated record. NCBI's taxonomy places the organism in Eukaryota, Metazoa, Mollusca, Bivalvia, Ostreida, Ostreidae. Gene Ontology annotation, cellular component: cytosol; nucleus. Gene Ontology annotation, biological process: coenzyme A biosynthetic process. Bases 263 to 1489 code for a protein of 408 amino acids. Gene Ontology annotation, molecular function: pantothenate kinase activity; ATP binding.